GGAACGGAGAAACAUAAGAACAGUUUUCCACGGGUGUUCUAAGCAAACGCUGUAGAAAUCAAUGCACCUGGUAGAAAUCGUGCGGAUGUUACUGGCUAGUUUUACUUUUAUUAUCGUCACAUUAAAAAUACAAGUUGCAGCUGUCCUUAGACACCGUCGGGGACUGCUCAAUCUGUGUGCUUAAUUUGUUUGUGCUCUUCAGACGCUGCUGCGUGAGUGACCGAAUGUUGUUGCGUACUCUGCUUAAUUCUUCAUCUGUGCUAUUCAGGUGCGGCACCCGUAUUCGCGGAAUGGAGGCAGUCAACGUUCACACGAUGUCCACCGAACCAAACGUGGUAGCUAAUCGAGAAAAGUACCUAAAUAUGACUUUGGACGAGCGACGGCAGCAUUAUAAAUGUGGAAAGAAAUUCGCUGUGUUGGAAGACCUAAUGGACUGGCCCACUUAUGGGCGUCUAAAGGACUGCACUAAAAAGGUGGAAACAAAAUGGCCAGUAAAGCCAGAACUGAAUCGAAAAAUCUGCAUUUUCGAGGGUGAUAUUACAACCCUUGAAAUCGAUGCUAUCGUAAAUGCGGCCAACAAUCGGCUGAUGGGCGGUGGGGGAGUAGAUGGGGCGAUUCAUCGAGCCGCCGGACCUCAGCUCAUUGAGGAGUGUGCCACUCUGAACGGAUGCGAUACCGGGGAUGCUAAGGUUACAGGCGGUUAUAAACUUCCGGCCAAAUAUAUAAUCCAUACAGUUGGCCCGAUCGGUGAAAACGAAGCUAAGCUUCAUCGGUGUUAUCUUAUCUGUCUGGAGACGGCUAAAGCGAAUCGAAUACGUCACAUUGCUUUCCCGUGUGUUUCAACUGGCGUAUACGGCUAUCCGAAUAAAAAUGCUGCCCACGUGGCAUUAUCCACAAUUCGAGAGUGGCUUGAAAGAGACGAGAAUGCCACACAGGUGGACCGCAUCAUUUUCUGCCUGUUUCUUCCUGUUGAUGUGAAAGCCUAUAAGGAUCUUUUAAACACGUAUUUUCCACUUGCCGAGUAAGGCCGUAUCAGUGUUCUAGCGCGUCGUAUCAGUCAGCUAUCGAACACACUGAUGAUCGUUGUAUUUCGAUCUGGCCGGAGAGAAUUCGCCAGAAUGCACGGUAUCCGGGGAGGCUCGAUCCAAGCUCUAUUUUAAUGAAAAAGAUUUCGAAUAUUAUUAGUAUUUUUCAAAAUAUUUAAAAAAAGUGCAUUCUAGUGGUAAUCUGAAGUUAAUCGUUAUCAGAGAAAUACGGAGAAAAGUAAUAAAGGCAUGUUAUGAAUGAACAGAUACAGUGAUUUUGAUGUAUGUUAUGAUCCGAUGAGGACGCCCAACGAACCAGUGUCCCGUAGCAACACAUUUUACAGCCAUAAUUUCUCUAACGCGUACGCAUUACGAUUGGAACUCGUCACAAGUAGUAGGAGCCCUACUGUUGCUAUGCCUUAACAAAUGUCUAUCUACACACAAUAGUAGUUACUUAUCUUGAUCCGGGUUACCCAAUGGAGGAAAAAAGCUACUGACUAAGCAUUUUCUGCCAAAGGUUUAUUUUGAGUAACUCUUCUAGUGGUAAAUAA
Varroa destructor (honeybee mite) is the source of this 1576-nucleotide messenger RNA. RefSeq lists its product as uncharacterized. The record is from RefSeq and is a predicted model, not a curated record. Gene Ontology annotation, biological process: purine nucleoside metabolic process; DNA damage response; peptidyl-glutamate ADP-deribosylation. Lineage: Eukaryota; Metazoa; Arthropoda; Arachnida; Mesostigmata; Varroidae. Gene Ontology annotation, cellular component: nucleoplasm. Gene Ontology annotation, molecular function: ADP-ribosylglutamate-[protein] hydrolase activity.